AUGAAUCACUUCCUUGCUUGCCAACUCUCUCUUCCGAUACAGAAAGUGUACAGCGCUGACGUCAGCGGGGUUCUGUCAGUCAUUGCCACGGCCAAACGAGGGAUCAAGGUUUAUGAUCUGCGAAACCCACAAACACCCGUGCGACAGAUCGAGAGCAAUCUCAAGUUUCAAACACGGACAGUGGCUUGCUUCCCCGAUCUAGGGGGGGCUAAAGGCUUUGCUUACGGGUCAAUAGAGGGGCGUGUUGCGCUGCAUUUCGUCGACGAACCAGUGGAUUCCAAAAAUAACUUUUCGUUCAAAUGCCACAGAGAGAGCCCGGUGCCGGCCAAUCAGCACGCCAAGAUAUACUCAGUCAACGAGAUUGGCUUCCAUCCGAAGUACGGCACGUUUUCAACGGCCGGAUCGGACGGCGCAUAUCAUUUCUGGGACAAGGACUCGAAACAGAGACUCAAGGGAUACAGCACAUCUAACAAGUUUGCGGACGGCGUGAUUGCGCCUAUAACAGCCAGUGCAUUCAGUGCUGACGGGGCUAUCUUUGCGUAUGCGUGUAGCUACGAUUGGGGUCAGGGGCAUGCAGCGUUCAAGCCUGAUGUGCACAAACCAGUGGUGUUGCUGCACGGUUUGGCGGAGGCAGAUGUUAAGCCUCGGCCGCGUACUCGUUAAUUCGUUGGUGCGAACGAAGAGUGUGGGGUGUGUAUCUGUGCUGAGGCUGAGGCUGUAUGAACGCAAGCCUCGAAAUGGAUGCAAUCUUCAACUAUAUCAAUGAAUACGGAGGAUCCCGCGAAAAAGUGCAUGAGACUGCAUAUGUAUACGCACCUGUAUUAGUAGCCUACUUUCUCAGGUGUAAUAGAGGGUACGAGUUGCAUCAUAAGCUAUUUUAUACAAAGUGUGCGAAAUAAAAAAUAUACAGUAGUACUCAUACUAUGCCGUUGGAACAAC
Sphaeroforma arctica JP610 is the source of this 939-nucleotide messenger RNA. RefSeq lists its product as hypothetical. Bases 1 to 663 code for a protein of 220 amino acids. The transcript has a single exon. Gene Ontology annotation, biological process: RNA export from nucleus; transcription-dependent tethering of RNA polymerase II gene DNA at nuclear periphery. The record is from RefSeq and is a predicted model, not a curated record. Gene Ontology annotation, molecular function: RNA binding; ubiquitin binding. Gene Ontology annotation, cellular component: nuclear pore. Lineage: Eukaryota; Ichthyosporea; Ichthyophonida.